UGUGUGUGUGUGUGUGUUACACAGGCAAAUCCCAUCCAGUAAGAGGACCGGGGUUGAGGGACCUCUAUAUAAACCACGGCGCGUCUCCUCUUGGUUACUGGCGCUAUUACGCACUCGAGCCACCGCAAGCGGAGCCACUCGAAACCGUAUCAAGCGUGACAAUGUCUCAGGGAUGGGGAUACGGAGCAGAUAACGGACCUGACACAUGGCAUGAGAAGUUUCCGAUAGCGAAUGGACCUCGCCAGUCUCCCAUCGACAUUGUGACCGCUGAUGCUCAGUAUGACCCUGAACUCAGGCCACUCACACUGCAUUAUGAUCCCUCAGUCUCACUGGAUAUCAUCAACAAUGGACACUCGGUCCAGGUCACUUUUGCAGAUGACGAGGACGCAUCAACGCUGACAGGGGGACCCAUAACCGGAACUUACCGACUUAAACAGUUUCAUUUUCACUGGGGAUCAAGCGAUAAUAAGGGCUCAGAGCACACUGUUGAUGGGAAAAUGUACGCUGCUGAACUUCAUCUAGUUCAUUGGAAUACAGCAUAUCCCAACUUUGGCGAAGCUGCUAGCAAGUCUGAUGGCCUCGCUGUGGUUGGAGUCUUCCUGGAGAUUGGUGAUGAUAAUUCUCAAAUCCAGAAGGUUCUUGAUGCACUGGAUGCCAUUAAAGGAAAGGGAACACAGUCAUCAUUUGCAGACUUUGAUCCCACUUUGCUGCUGCCUAACACUCUGGACUACUGGACAUACGAUGGCUCCUUGACCACACCCCCACUGCUCGAGAGUGUUACAUGGAUUGUCUGCAAGAAGUCAAUCAGUGUUAGCCCUGCACAGAUGGAGAAGUUCCGUGGCUUGCUCUUCUCAGGGGAGAAGGAGCCUGAGUGCCAUAUGAUGGAUAACUACCGCCCACCCCAGCCUCUUAAAGACCGCAAAGUUCGCACAUAUUCUGAAUGAGCUGCUUCAGGAAUCUUAAGCCUGCCCCCGACCCCCCGACCGUGCUUGUUUUGACUUUAGAAUAAUUUCCUGCCAUCUGGCAAAAGCACUAUGAGUCUUUGCUUCUUUUGCUUUCUACUUUUAAUAUAUUUAGUCAGAGAAAGAUGUUUGCUUCUGUGGGGAUAGUGUGGGUAUAUUGUUGAUAUAUCAUCACAUUUUACCAAAAUCUAGAAACAAGCAAACCAAAAGUCCAACUCCAUGCAAGACAAAAUGUCUACACAUAUGUUGCCUAAAACAUUUGCACAGUACUAUAUGUGUGUCAUGGCAUCAUUUCUACACCGUCAAAACAUGUGAUAUCUGCACAAAUCCCUCAGAGAAGUGUAGUGGCAAAUACUUGUGUAUGGAAUCCUCGAAACAAAAGUUUGUUUGACGUUUGAUGUCUUCUAGAGCAGCUUAGAAUGAACGGUGAUCUUUGUGUAAACGUGUAUGUAGAGUGCUCACUUUUUAAGAUACUGUAUUUAAUGUACACAAAGUUGCUGCUGGUUUAUCCUUAAAGGAAGGGCUAAUGUUAAAGAAAUAUGCAUACUGUCUUACCCCAGACCACAGUCAGGUUAUUGAAACGUUUGUUCAGCAAAUUUUGUUUUUAAGGUCCAGUUUCUUUUCUCAUUUUGUCUCAUGACGUAAUGGGACCCAAGAAUUUGUGCUGAUUAUUUGAACUGAAAGUGUCAGAUAUGAUGAUUGUAUUAGAUCUGAAGUGUAUUUAAUUAUUUAGGAAUCUUUAGGACUACAUUCUGAUAAAUGCUAUAUUAUUAGAAGAGUUUAAUAAUAGAGUAAUAGAGUUUAGUAAUAAAUAUGUGAUCUGUAUAUUAGAUAUGUUUUAAUGUCAAUUAAUGUGCACUAAAUAGGACAGCUAAUUAAAAACCAAAUAACUUUUACACUAGACUGUUUAAUUGAUAUUUAUAUUCAUUAAAAACUUUGAAUGAA
Messenger RNA from Silurus meridionalis, 1907 nucleotides. RefSeq names its product carbonic anhydrase 2-like. The record is from RefSeq and is a predicted model, not a curated record. NCBI's taxonomy places the organism in Eukaryota, Metazoa, Chordata, Actinopteri, Siluriformes, Siluridae. The transcript is spliced from 7 exons. Gene Ontology annotation, biological process: carbon dioxide transport. Gene Ontology annotation, cellular component: cytoplasm. The coding region runs from base 162 to 944 and encodes 260 amino acids. Gene Ontology annotation, molecular function: zinc ion binding; carbonate dehydratase activity.